UUGCCUCGUGCUAUGUACUCCUUCGUACAAAGAGUGUACGUCCUUUCUCUCUCAAGAGGUUCUUCAUUUAUCAACACAGUCUUCUCGCAGACCCGGUUGAAGCUCGGCCGGCUGGGGUCAAAGGUGAAUGAUACUCCGGAGACCUGGGGGAAGCGUCCCUCGAGUCUGGGGUAUUGCGACACUCCAUUCUCCAGGGCCAGUAGCAGCUGCUCCCCGCUCACCUCCAGCUUCCACAAAGGAUCCACCAACGCUUCGUGCAGGGCGUCGGAGCGGAAGGUGCCCGAGUUGAGGAGAGCAAUCUCAGAGCGAGUGGACGACCUCAUGAUGUCAGUCACCAAGUUCCCCAGGUUUGUUUCCCCUGUCCGGAUACGACUGAACCUUCCCUCUAGAGCACACUCAAUACUG
Molecule: messenger RNA, 405 nt
Organism: Geodia barretti
Lineage: Eukaryota; Metazoa; Porifera; Demospongiae; Tetractinellida; Geodiidae
Source: the annotation of a GenBank genome assembly